Messenger RNA from Myotis lucifugus (little brown bat), 987 nucleotides. RefSeq names its product putative elongation factor 1-alpha-like 3. NCBI's taxonomy places the organism in Eukaryota, Metazoa, Chordata, Mammalia, Chiroptera, Vespertilionidae. The transcript has a single exon. Gene Ontology annotation, biological process: translational elongation; translation. Bases 67 to 867 code for a protein of 266 amino acids. Gene Ontology annotation, molecular function: translation elongation factor activity; GTP binding; GTPase activity. The record is from RefSeq and is a predicted model, not a curated record.
UUUUUCGCCACGGGUUUGCCGCCAGAACCCAGGUGUCGUGAAAACCACCGAUAACUCAAACCCAAGAUGGGAAAGGAAAAGACUCACAUCAACAUCGUCGUCAUUGGACACAUGGAUUCUGGCAAGUCCACCCCUACUGGCCAUCUGAUCUACAAAUGUGGGGGCAUCGACAGGAGAACCAUCGAGAAAUUUGAGAAGGAGGCUGCUGAGAUGGGGAAGGGCUCCUUCAAGUAUGCCUGGGUCUUGGAUAAACUGAAAGCUGAAUGUGAGCGAGGUAUCACCAUUGACAUCUCCCUGUGGAAAUUCGAGAUCAGCAAGUAUUAUGUGACCAUCAUUGAUGCCCCCGGGCACAGAGACUUCAUCAAAAACAUGAUUACAGGCACAUCUCAGGCUGCCUGUGCUGUCCUGAUUGUUGCUGCUGGUGCUGGUGGAUUUGAAGCAGGCAUCUCCAAGAAUGGACAGACUCGUGAGCACGCCCUUCUGGAUUACACACUGGGUGUGAAACAGCUGAUGGUUGGUGUUAACAAAAUGGAUUCCACUGAGCCACCCUACAGCCAGAAAAGAUACGAGGAAAUUGUUAAAGAGUCAGUCAGCACCUACAUUAAGAAAAUUGGCUACAACCCUGACACAGUAGCAUUUGUGCCAAUUUCUGGUUGGAAUGGUGACCACAUGCUGGAGCCAAGUGCUAAUAUGCCUUGGUUCCAGGGAUGGAAAGUCACCCGUAAAGAUGGCAAUGCCAGUGGAACCACGCUGCUUGGAGCUCUGGAUUGCAUCCUGCCACCAACUCAUCCAAAUGACAAGCCCCUGCGUCUGCCCCUCCAGGAUGUCUACAACGUUGGUGGUGUUGGUAUUGUCCCUGUGGGCUAAGUGGAGACUGGUGUUCUCAAGCCCGGCCUGGUGGUCACCUUUGCUCCAGUCAAUGUUACAACUGAAGUGAAGCCUGUUGAAAUGCACCAUGAAGCUUUGAGUGAAGCUCUUCCUGGGGAC